UCAAGGGGGCGACGUUGUUACGCCGACGCUGCCCGUGUAGGAAGCGCUCGGCAAGCACCGCGUCUCAGUCCGCGCGCCGUCCGCGAACAUGGCGUCCGGACCGUCACCGGUCUGAGCGUCCGGGCACCUCCGUCCGUCACCGGUCUGAGCGUCGACGCGCAUCUGACGAGUUCUGACGUCUCGUCUUCGCCAUGGAGGACCACUUCCCCCCCGAGGGCGACAGGAUGGAAGCGUGGCUGGACGACCACUUGGACUUUACGCACUCCUACUUCAUCCGGAAGGCUUCCAGGGAGAUGGUGAACGCCUGGUUCGCUGAGCGCGUCCACACCAUUCAGCCGUCUGCCUCCAAGGAAGCGGCCCCCCUGCAGCGCACCCACCAGCAUCCCGUGGACACAUCCGCCUCGCCCACCUCCGCCGCCUCCGCCGCCGCCUCCGCCAUCCUCUCGUCCGCCCUCGACGGCCGCUGCCCUUCCCCGGCCACGGCCCCCAGCCCGGUGCCUGGCACCCCCACCCGCAAGAUCUCCGCGUCCGAGUUUGACCGGCCUCUCCGGCCCAUCGUGGUGAAGGACUCCGAGGGCUCGCUGACCUUCCUGAGCGACGCCGAUCGGGAGCCCGUGCCUGUCCGUGCUCAGGUGAUGGGGGAGGGCAGCGACGGAGGCGGCGGCGGCAGGACGGGUCGGGCUGGCGGGGGGGACCGCUGCACCAGGCUGCUGGAGCUGGUCAAGGACGUGUCCAGCCACCUGGACGUGACCGCGCUCUGCCACAAGAUCUUCCUGCACAUCAACGAGCUGAUCGCCGCCGACCGAUACUCCCUGUUUCUGGUAGGUGAGGACAGCUCCAACACCAAGUUCCUGGUCAGCCGUCUGUUCGACGUGGCCGAGGGUUCGACGCUUGAGGAAUCCUCCAAUAGCUGCAUCCGCCUUGACUGGAACAAGGGCAUUGUGGGCCACGUGGCCGCCACAGGCCAAGCCCUCAACAUCAAGAACGCGUAUGAGGCAGCCACAGUUCCAUCGGCACAGUCACUGCGUCUGCUGGACUUCAGCUUCAGCGACUUCGAGCUGUCGGACCUGGAGACCACCCUUGCCACGGUGCGCAUGUUUGUGGACCUCAGCCUGGUGCAGAACUUCCAGAUGAAGUACACGAGUCUCUGCCAGUGGAUUCUCAGCGUGAAGAAGAACUACAGGAAGAACGUGGCCUAUCACAACUGGAGACACGCCUUCAACACCUGCCAGUGCAUGUUCGCCUUCCUGAAAUCGGGCCGACUGCAGGGUAAUCUGAGCGAUCUGGAGGUGCUGGCUCUGAUGAUCGCCACUCUCUGCCAUGACCUCGACCACAGGGGAGUCAACAACUCCUACAUACAGAGGAGUGACCACCCCCUCGCCCAGCUGUACUGUCACUCCACCAUGGAGCACCACCACUUUGACCAGUGCCUCAUGAUCCUGAACAGCCCAGGGAACCAGAUCCUGAGCGGUCUGUCGCUGGACGAGUACAAGGCCACUCUGAAGAUGAUCGAGAGGGCUAUUCUGGCCACCGACCUGGCCCUGUACAUCAAGAGGCGGGAGGAGUUCUUCGAGCUGACCAAGAACAGCCAGUUUGUGUGGGAGGACGAGCAACACAGAGAGCUGCUGAGGUCCAUGCUGAUGACUGCAUGCGACAUCUCUGCCAUCACCAAGCCCUGGCCCGUGCAAAAGAGGAUUGCCGAGCUGGUGGCCACGGAGUUCUUUGAACAGGGGGACAAGGAGAGACAAGAGCUCAACAUCGAGCCCAUUGAUCUGAUGAAUCGUGAGAAGAAAGACAAGAUUCCCAGCAUGCAGGUGUCAUUUAUCGAUGCCAUCUGCACGCAGCUAUAUGAGACCCUGGCCGGCUUGUCGGAGCAUUGUUCCCCGCUGCUGGAGGGCUGUCGGAGGAACAGGCAGCAUUGGAAGCGUUUGGCUGAGGAGGGCGAGAAGGACCUCGUCAACGGCAUGGUGUGAAGCUGAAACCGGCUACACCGGCCACAACCCCUCCCCUCCCCCCCCACACACACACACACCACCACCACCACCAUUACCGUCUCAUUGCUGUCACUCACCAGAGACAAUAACACUAAGCUAUAUUUAUUAUCAUAGCUAUUUUUUCAACUUUUUGCACAGAGAUUUCAUCUUGGAAGUCGUCCGCUGUCCCUAAGCGAUAGUGGAAGUUUUUGGGAGAUGAGAGAACACUGAAAGGAGGCUGGGGUGCGAGUGGCUCCGUACAGGUUAGGAAUAAAACCCCUAACAGUAGAAUACACGCGAUGUUGUAUUUAUGAUAUGCUUUGAAAUAGUAUCACAAAUAACCCGAUAAGCUUCUUAAGAUAUAACUUGGUAUCAGUCACACCACAUACUCUACACUACGAAGAUUUAAGUCUUUUUGUAACUUUUUUUUUUCUUCCACCGAUUGUCUUAACUAUUGCAUAUUUAUUUUGUUUUAUAUAUUUAUUAGAAUUUCUAUACUGUACGUUCGUUUUCUGAAGAGCACACGCAAGUCUUUAUAGGAAAUGUAGUUUUAUUACCAAACGACCCCCGCCUCAGAUUUCGACGGCUCUUUAUGGUGAACGUCCUUUUCGAUGUUCAUAAAACGGGGCUUGUUUUAAUUUGUAUCCUUCGGAGAGAAAAACAAAAAAAAAAAGUCGUUUAUUUUUGCAAAAUGUAACAGAGCCAAAGACGAGCCCUGUUUGAGACGAGAAUUUGGUCUAGAAUAUUUCACUGCCUUUUUUCAUAU
Molecule: messenger RNA, 2739 nt
Organism: Lampris incognitus (smalleye Pacific opah)
Lineage: Eukaryota; Metazoa; Chordata; Actinopteri; Lampriformes; Lampridae
Gene: pde5ab
Product: phosphodiesterase 5A, cGMP-specific, b
Exons: 13
Coding region: 192-1973 (593 amino acids)
Biological process (GO): signal transduction
Molecular function (GO): 3',5'-cyclic-GMP phosphodiesterase activity
Source: RefSeq, a predicted model, not a curated record